GGCUACCUACGCCGUAAAGGAAUAUCGUGCUUUUGUCGUGUAUGUGAAACAAAUGGCAAAAUUGUGAAACGAGUAAAAUUGGUGAGGCGAAUUUCGAAUGGUUUGCAGUUUGAAAAAAUUCUUCGUUGAGGAUAGAUCGCUAUUUUUUAGGAGUAAAGCAAAUUCGAACGAGUUCAACGAAUAUUUCUUGUGCUUGAAAGACACAAAACAAAUCGAUCAAAAUGUUCAAAAACCAUUUGGAAAUGAUUGGGCGCAAUGAGAGCCCCAGCAAGAAGGCCAAAUUCUGGCAAUCCUACAUCAGAUCCCUGAAGGGCUCGGAGGAUAUUCGCGCCCACGAUACGCCAAGAGCCUCUCGCCCAUACAGCUCGUACCUGGAUUCGCCCACAUACAGGAGCAUCUACGAUGAGCCCGCCACGGCCAACGAGCGCGUUCAGUCAUCUGGCUACAGAUAUUUGCCAGUGAGCCGUGACACCUACGGCUACUCGCCUCGUGCCAUCUACGAUCAUCAUUACAGCAGAACAAUUCCAGCUAAUUACGAUGCAGAGAAGGCCUGGAAUGAUCAUUUGAAGCGCAUGCAAGAAAUUGAGCGCAGAUAUCCAUCUCGCUAUGGUCUCUACUUGAGAGACAAGCCACUCACACCAAACUCUUUGGUGCCUUUGGAAUACGAGCCAGAGGAUAAGCUGUUGACUGAACUCAACAAGGCACGUCGCUCGGUGUCGCCGUUCCGUCCCAGCCGCAGCACACGCGCUGGCAGUGAGCCCUAUGUGCCACCGCCGGUCUACUGGAAUCGCGAGGGCAGCGUGCCACGCGGCGGACCUUCGGUGUUCGAUCGCGCCACCAGUCUGGCUCCGUUCACGCGGCCAAGCUUCCGGGCCAGCUCGCUGGAACCGUUGGAUGAACUCUUUGAAAGUAAGUUGCCAGCAAUUGCUGAGGCGGCGGCCGAUGCAGCCGCCAGUAGGCCAAGCAUUUUUGAGCGCGCCGGCUCACCAAGUCCCACUCCUGUCAAAGCCGGUCGCUGGGGACCACGUCCCACCGAAGUCGCCUACGAUGCUGAGGGACUUCCCAUCUUCCAUCCACGCAACCGGUUCAGGGAUAUGCUGAGCCCCAGCCCGAGGCUGCCAAUCUCAUCGAUUGUGCGCGAUCCCUUCUGGUGGGAUGUGGAUGAUUUGGUGCCGUUCCGUGCCAGCUCGUUGCCCCGCGCCUCGAGCCCCGUGGCCCGUGAUUCGUAUUUGUCGCCGGUGAAGAAUCGCUAUCUGUGGUCCAGGCACCCAGCCAGACCCCUGACACCUCACCGCUCAAUUUUGUAAACGAACGAAAACGAACUUUAAAACAAGAACAACAACUAUAACAACAACAACAACGAAUGCAUCAAUGGGGUCCCCAAAACAACGACAAGUCUUUGGUUUCCCACAACAAGAACCGGAACCGGAAAUCAACGAGAGUAGCAAAAAAUGAAUCUGUAGUCUCAAAAUCCUCAACAACGAUUGAAUUUUUUCAAAACUGCCAGCCCCAUAACAAUCGGCGGCUGCCUCCAACUCAAUAUUGCCAUCAAGUGCGUACUUCCCGUAGUAACAAUAAAAGAAAUCAUAAUAAUAAUAAUAAUAAUACAAUUAUAAUAAAAAAUGAAAAAACUAAUAACUAAAGGAAAACAUUUUACAACAACAACUCUCAAUAGAAAGUUUUUAUUUUCAAUUUCUUAGCUCAUGUCUUAGUAAUAAGUGCAAGUAUAUGAACAAAACAAAAAAAAAAUCCAAAAUUCGAUUUACAUUUAUUAUAUAAUAAAAAAAAACCAAAUCUAUUAUGAGAAGCUCUUGAACAACCCGAGCGCCAUAAAUUGUUCCUUUUUUGUAUAUUUUAGACGCUAUAUUUGUAAUUGUAUUGAUAACAAAAAAAUACAAAAAGAAAACUCGGAUUUCAAGUAAAAACGGUUUGAUUUUUGGAGUACUCAAUAAAAUUGUAAGGAUAACUGAACGUUUCACUGCACAUGCGAAUAUAUAUCUGCCAUACUAUAUAUGAACACAACAAUAUUGCGGCUUAGCAUAUUUUCAACUUGUAAUAAAACAACAACAACAAAAAUAUUUAAAACUUCUGAAAAAAAAUAAAAAAAAUUUCAAAAAGCCCAAAAA
Molecule: messenger RNA, 2126 nt
Organism: Drosophila montana
Lineage: Eukaryota; Metazoa; Arthropoda; Insecta; Diptera; Drosophilidae
Gene: Mf
Product: myofilin
Exons: 8
Coding region: 222-1307 (361 amino acids)
Source: RefSeq, a predicted model, not a curated record